This is a messenger RNA of Gorilla gorilla gorilla (western lowland gorilla), 2405 nucleotides long. Its product is annotated as histone-lysine N-methyltransferase 2B-like. Bases 1 to 1374 code for a protein of 457 amino acids. The transcript has 3 exons. NCBI's taxonomy places the organism in Eukaryota, Metazoa, Chordata, Mammalia, Primates, Hominidae. The record is from RefSeq and is a predicted model, not a curated record.
AUGGUGAAGCUUAGCAACAACUGUGGGGAGGCAGCAAAAAGCGAGUUACCCCAGGGUGCGAAGCGGCGGCGAUUUCCACCCCUUUCCCGCUCGAAAACUGGGGCCUGGGGCCCGGGGGCGGUAGUUAAGAGGCCCGCGCGGGUCGUGGUGAAGGUUUGGGGUCCGGGGAAGGGGCGGCGGGCGGGAUUUCACCGAAGAAAGAGGAGCCAGGGGCGCGGGGAGGAGGAGGGAGAGCAGGCUCGGCGCCGCGGCGGUUGCUGCUGGCCCAGCUCGGGGCUGACGGCAAGCGGGGCUCGGUUCCGGGGAAGCGGGCAGACGGGGAAACUUACCCCCCUUCUCCUUCGGCUGGAGCUCGGCGAGCGAGAGGCGGCGCUGGCGUUGGAGAGCGACGGCGGCGCGGCGGCGGCUGCGAACACAAUUGAAAGAUGGCUGACACCGAGGCUAUCCCCCAACACACGCCGCCCCGCCCCCGCGCCGCGCGCCAGCCAAUCACACACAAUGGAGGGAAGGCUCGGCCCCGCCCCCAUAGCGCCUCUCGCGCCCCGCCCCCGCCCUUCCCCCCGCGCGCCCGUUCGCUGGCGCGCGCUCGCCCCUCCCCCGCGCGCCGCCCGCUCCCUCCUCCAGGCCGCCUCGCGCCGUGUGUGUACAAACACAAAAGACACGCUGAGGGGCCGCCGGCUCCCGCCGAGACUGCCGCCCGCACCCGGCCAGCCCCCGCCCCCGGCCCUGCACUCCCAUCCCGCUCCGUGUGCGCACGGCGUCGAACCCCCGAAGCCCGGGUUUGGGGCGCCCGGAGGGAAGUGGGGGGAGGGGAAGGCGGGCGGAGGCGCGGCGGGUGAACGCCCGGCCUGCGGGCGUCUCGGGCCGCGGCGGGGAGGGGAGGGAGGGGCUGCCCCCGCGCGGGCCCCGGCGCGCGCCCCCGAGGAGACCCGGGCGGCAGUGGGGGAGGAGGACGCGGUCGGCCGGGUCGCCGCGCCCCAUUGGAAAACGCUCCCCAGCAGGAAGCUGGCAAAUAGGAAUCCAGCGUCCCGCGCCCGCUGUCGGACCUGGCCGCUGCGGCAGCGGGAGGGGCGGACCGACGGCCUCCUUCCCGCCUGCGCCCUCGGCCAAGUGCGGCCGGGUCCUGCGGGACCGGCCCGAGUCCGCCGUAGACAACUUGAUCCGCUAAGACUCCUGGGCCGGCCGCCUGCGUGCAGGGCAGCCCCUCGCCGGUAUCGGCCUCCGGGAUCAGGGGACGGGGCUCGCUCUCCUUCCGGGCCCGGGCCCCCGACGCAAGAUGGCUGUGUUGCGUCGGCGUCUAAACAAUGUGUGGAGCGCGCAGCUCCUGCACCAGGGCCCGGUGGCUUGUCCUGCCCGCCCGUGGGGGCCGUGUGAUCUGUUUUCGGUAGGAUUGCUUUGGAAAGGAAUUGCCGAAUAUAGAUAGUCAAAUGUCCGCAGCUUCUGCAUAGUUUAGAAGAGGCUGAAAACGGCAGAAAGAAGGCAAACAUGGUUUGGGAAUUAGUACAUAUACCUGUUUUCCAAUUCUCAGUAACAUAGGAAACGGACUUUUCAUGGCCCAAGUUAUCCUCACGACUUGUCAGUUGAUUAGCUUUGGAACCUCUGAACCGUCCCUAGAUGGUAUUGACGCUUCACAACUGUGUGUAAAGGUUUUCAAUGGAAGGGUCAUACAAAUAUCCCGUAGGGUAGUGAAGGAGGAAAAUUUCAUAAAUGAAGGGCAGUAAUUAUUUGUAAUCUGAAGAUCUCACAAAGCGUCUUAGUGAUAAACAUUAUCCCAAAACAGAUACAUGGAAAUCAGAUACGAGGGAAGAAAUGGAUUUGUCCAAGGUCACUUAAGUGAGGAAGAGACCUAGAAGAAACAGACAAAAAUCCAGGCCUCCCGUUUCAUUAUUAUUUCAUGAAUGUUAAGUGUCCAUGGUUGCCGUGCAGAACACAUGCAAUCUCUAAUCCUAUCCUAAAAGCACAUAUGCAAUCAGCUUGGACCGAGCUGCUAGCAAAGAAUUUCCUAUAAUUCAAGCCAAGAUGAGUUAUUUUGCUUGUUUUUUGUUUUGUUUUCAGGAAACCGAAAUAUUUAUUGUUGGAUUUAUCCAGGAAGGCUGUUCUGCAUUAGUUAAAUGCAUGAUAUCUUCAAGAAAUGUUAAAUGACAUGGAUGCUUCCAGCCCUGAAGCAUCAGACUCCAGGUUCUUUGGCUUUUGGACUCUUGGAGUUACAUCAGUGGUUUCCCAGGAACUCUCCAGCCUUGGGCCACAGACUGAAGUUUGCACUGUCGGCUUCCCUGCUUUUGAGGUUUUGUGACUCAGACUGAGCCAACUGGCUUCCUUGCUCUUCAGCUUGUGGACGGCCUAUCGUGGGACUUUGCCUUGUGAUUGUGUGAGUCAAUUGUCCUUAAUAAACUGCCUUUCAUAUA